GCCGGCCGGGCUCUGGAUUUGUUGCGCCUUGCACUAGAACUUGGCAGAGGACGAAGGGACUCCUUCUGAUCUCUUGGAGACUUCCGGAGAGCCUAGAUGGAUGAGCAAGACUCAGCUGGCCCUGAAGCAGGAAGAGGCCACGCCCUGGAAACGGGGAGUAGUGGGGGAUUCCAUGAAGACUCCAUGCAGAAGAUCCUGGGUGAGGAGGACACCCCUUGCUCAGAGGUGCAGAGCCAGCAGCUCAGGCAGUUCUGCUACCAGGAGGCCAAAGGACCCCGAGAGGUUUGCAGCCAACUCUACCACCUUGACCAUCAGUGGCUGAAGCCAGAAAGGCACACGAAAGCUCAGAUGUUGGACCUGGUGAUCUUGGAGCAGUUCCUGGCUGUCCUUCCUCUGGAGGUGGAGAUCUGGGUGAGGGAAUGCGGAGCGGAGACCAGUUCCCAGGCGGUGGCCCUGGCCGAAGGUUUCCUCCUGAGUCAGGCAGAGGAGAGGAAGCAGGCAGAGCAGCAGAGGAAGGAUCUUUUGGCAGAAAUGGGUCUUGAUUCUUCUGAGGCAGAGAAGACUCCGCUGGACGCCAGAGUGAGGCCUCUGGGAGACGGAAUGAUGCCACCAAGACCUGCUCCCUCAUCUUUUCAUGGUGGUGGAGGGGAGGCAGCAGCUGUGGACCCAGAUCAGGGUCCAGUGUGCUUUGAAGAUGUGGCUGUCCAUUUCACAGACGAGGAGUGGGCGUUGCUGGAUCCUGACCAGAGAGCUCUCCAUAAGGAAGUCAUGGAGGAGAGUCGUGGGAUCUUGGACUCUCUCGUUUCAGGUGGUGAUGAAUUGGAAAUGAAGAACAAGGGAGACCACAACGAAAUCCACAGAGUGGAGGAGCCAAAUCAGGAUUCAGACUGUGGAGAGAGCUUCAGUCAGAGCUCCCAUUCCACUUCCCAUCAAAGAAAUCCCCUUGAGAAGAAACACUAUCAGUGCUUGGAAUGUGGAAAGAGCUUCACUCGGAGUGCCCAUCUCACUUCCCAUCGUAGAAUUCAUACAGGGGAGAAACCCUAUCACUGCUUGGAGUGUGGAAAGAGCUUCAGUCACAGCCACAAUCUCACUUCCCAUCGUAGAAUUCAUACAGGGGAAAAACCAUAUCACUGCUUGGAAUGUGGAAAGAGCUUCAGUCACAGCCACGAUCUCACUUCCCAUCGUAGAAUUCAUACAGGGGAGAAACCCUAUCAGUGCAUGGAAUGUGGAAAGAGCUUCACUGAUAGCUCCUCUCUCUCCUCCCAUCAAAGAAUUCAUACAGGGGAGAAACCCUUUCAGUGCUUGGAAUGUGGAAAGAGGUUCAGUCACAGGUACAGUCUCACUGCCCACCGUAGAAUUCAUACAGGGGAGCAACCAUAUCAGUGCCUGGAAUGUGGAAAGAGCUUCAGUCAGGUCUCCCAUCUCACUGCCCAUCAAAGAAUUCAUACAGGGGAAAAACCGUAUCAGUGCGUGGAAUGUGGAAAGAGCUUCAAUCGGAGUGCCCAUCUCACUUCCCAUCAAAGGAUUCAUACAGGGGAGAAACCCUAUCAGUGUUUGGAAUGUGGAAAGAGUUUCAAUCAGAGGGCAAAGUUGUCUUCUCAUCAAAGGAUUCAUACAGGGGAGAAACCCUAUCCGUGCUUGGAAUGUGGAAAGAGUUUCAAUCACAGGGCCAAGCUCACUUCCCAUCAAAGGAUUCAUACAGGGGAGAAACCCUAUCAGUGCGUGGAAUGUGGAAAGAGCUUCAAUCAGAGUGCCCAUCUCACUUCCCAUCAAAGGAUCCAUACAGGGGAGCAACCCUAUCAGUGCGUGGAAUGCGGAAAGAGCUUCAGUCAAAACCGCAGUUUCACGUCCCAUCAAAGAAUUCAUACAGGGGAGAAACCAUAUCAGUGCGUGGAAUGUGGAAAGAGCUUCAGUCAUAGCCACAAUCUCACUUCCCAUCGUAGAAUUCAUACAGGGGAGAAACCAUAUCACUGUUUGGAGUGUGGAAAGAGCUUCAGUCACAACCACAAUCUCACUUCCCAUCGUAGAAUUCAUACAGGGGAGAAACCAUAUCUCUGCUUGGAGUGUGGAAAGAGCUUCAGUCACAGCCAUGAUCUCACUUCCCAUCGUAGAAUUCAUACAGGGGAAAAACCCUAUCAGUGCAUGGAAUGUGGAAAGAGCUUCAGUCAAAACCGCAGUUUCACUUCCCAUCGUAGAAUUCAUACAGGGGAGAAACCCUUUCAGUGCGUGGAAUGUGGAAAGAGCUUCAGUCACAGAUACAAUCUCACUGCCCACCGUAGAAUUCAUACAGGAGAGCAACCAUAUCAAUGCAUGGAAUGUGGAAAGAGCUUCAGUCAGGGCUCCCAUCUCACUGCCCAUCAAAGAAUUCAUACAGGGGAAAAACCCUAUCAGUGCCUGGAAUGUGGAAAGAGCUUCACUAGAAAGCACAGUUUCACUUCACAUCAAAGAAUUCAUACAGGGGAAAAACCCUAUCAGUGCAUGGAAUGUGGAAAGAGCUUCAAUCGGAGUGCCCAUCUCACUUCCCAUCAAAGGAUUCAUACAGGGGAGAAACCCUAUCAGUGCUUGGAAUGUGGAAAGAGCUUUAAUCAGAGGGCCCAUCUCACUUCCCAUCAAAGGAUUCAUACAGGGGAGAGGGGGCCGCUAGGGGCUCAUUGGAAGAUGGCCGACAAUACCAUCUCUCCGUCUCACACGAGGAAAUUAAGAGGCUGAUAUCGGAGUAUGCAGCCUUACUUGUUACCCCAAGGGAAUGGGGAACACUGCCCUUGCCUGCAGUUGCCAUAAAUCACCCCCUGAUCCGAAAGAAGGGGGUGAGGGCACUAGGCACACAGCCCUUGUGUGGCACGGCUCUCCCGGACGCUGUCUCUGAUUGCACGCCUGGUUGCAGGAGCUCAAAGUAAACAAUUAGAAAGAAGCAAAUGCACAUAUUUUGAGCGAAGAUCGGGAGUUAAGUCUGCUAAUUAAAGUGAUCUCUGUGAAGUGGAGCGACGGGCUGGAUUCAACAAUAAAUCAAGAAGAAGAUUCAUCAAAGGAUUGGUAUGUCGGAGCAGGGCUGAAAAGGGGGGAGGAAAAACUUCUUUUUUUAUCUUAUGUGAGUACCCAACAACCCUCCUCCCAAGAAAGAACCGUUGCAAUUACUGAUUACAAGCAGGAUGAUUAAGAACUGCGUGGAAAUAAAUUACUAAUCAAAGACAUGGCUAGUGGGAACAUCGGGAAAGGAAUGGAAGCUCUUUGUGACGCAGUUAUAAAGAGAUUUGUUACGGCAGGCCCGGCCACAGGAAGAUCGAGGGGGAGGAGGACCAUGGUUUGUUAUUAUAUCGGACUGUGAGUUUGACCUGGCAGGGCCCCCUGAGAAAAUUGAGGAAGACUGGCUGGCCUGUGGAAGUUAACGGACAGACUUUGGGAAUGCUUUGUACGGAGGUGUGGAAAUGGCGUCUGUCUUUCUUGAUAUGGCUCUUGGAGGAGUGCAAAACCCACACAGGAUAUAACGUUUGUUUUCAACCCGCUUGUGGAGACUAUCAGAGAUCACAAAAAGGAAUACAUGAUAAUAAUAACAACAAGAAGAUGAGGAAAAUAACAAAGUGAAGAUUGAACAGAAAUGUGAAUACAGAACUGUGUACAUUAAAGCAGCAGCAAGAGAGAUGUUUGGAACCCUUUCUGAGCUCGAAGCAUGGGUACCCCCAACAAAAAAUUUAAAAAUUUGGCUGUGUAAUUUGGAAUUAAUGUGAUUUGGAAUUAAUGUGAUUUGAUUGGCCUGUUAAUAAAAAUUAAUUUUUUUGGGGGGGGGGAAGGAUUCAUACAGGGGAGAACCCUAUCAGUGCGUGGAAUAUGGAAAGAGCUUCAGUCAAAACUGCAGUUUCACUUCCCAUCAAAGAAUUCAUACAGGGGAGAACCCUAUCAGUGCCUGGAAUGUGGAAAAAGCUUCCGUCAGAGCUCCCAACACACUUCCCAUUAGAGAAUUCUUACAGGGCAGAAACCAUUUAAAUGCCAAGAGUGUGAUCGGAGGGAUUUAUGAAAGUCUGGUCUCAUUUUUAAAGUUCUUUUUAAAAAUAGAAUUGGAGCUCUUAAAGGUACCUAGAGCUGGCUGAAAAAGCUAAAAUCAAGACAGGUUUUGACAAGUUUUUUUCUCUUUGAAGAAAAAUAUUUCUUCUACUCUGAGCCACUUAAAGAGAAUUGGAUUCCUGCAAGACAACCACUCUUAUCUGGACAUCUAAAUUGCUAUGUCCUCUUGAACAUUCUUUUUUUCUUUUUUAUGGUUCUUCUUUUAAAGUAAUUAUUUGGUUCAUUUGUUUAAUUCGAAUCUUAAUUUAAGAAAUUGGAUUUUAUGUUAAACAUAUUAUGUGUGUUGGGUAUCAGGCUGGAAGGAAGAGGGAGGGCUGGAAAAAUGCAGGAAACAGGAUCUCUUGGGAAAGAGUUAUUCUGUGGCCUUGACAAACUGAUAAGGUGCUGCUGGAAAACAGGGAGAGGGAGAUUUUGAAUAUGGCAGUUCAAAAACAGUUAACACCAGGCCUGUGUUAAAUUUGGAGAAGCUAUUAGCCCGAAUUGAUAAAAAUCAUUAAAUGGAGACAAAUUUGACCACUAAAGUAGAGACACUGACAAAGGAAACAGAAGCACUAGAUGUCUCCAUGAAAGGAAGGGAGGUGAAGUCUGAAAAGCUGGAAAAGAAGACAAAAAAUGGAAAUCAGAACAGGAGACGCUUAGGAUUGAUGUGGACGGUUUGGGUGGGAGAUAAGAGGCAAUUGCGGGCGCUUUGGCAGUUCUUGAGAUGAGACAGAAAGCCCAGCCUCUGAGACGGAGAGGAGGGAGGAGAGGAGGAUUUUAGCAAAGGUUUGAGCGGAGUGGCUGGGAGUGGAAUUAGACUGGCUUGUGGAGCAAGGAGGGCUCUAGCCCGUGCCUAAUGCCCCCUGAGAAACCCCAGUCAUCACACCCGUCAAGCCCAAUGGCUCAGUCCACAACUGCGCAGACUACAAAUGUAUCAUAAACAAGGCCCUUACGGCUCAUGCAUAACCGGUGCCAAUGGUCAGCCAUGUCCUCGCCUCCCUGGUGGGGUCUAAGAUUUUUGGCAAGCUGGCCCAGGCCCAGGCCUGGUUUGGAUAGAAAAUCAAUGUGAAUAAAUCCCCCCAGUGCCACCCCCUGGCCGGUCUUCCUGUCUCCCUCUCCCUGUGCCCCCACCCUGCCCCAAUCAAAGUCCCAGCCAGCAGCUGCCCUCCAGGCCUUCCUCCGCCCAUCUUGGGGCCUCAAGGCAUGCGGGCAGAAUUUGUGGGGGGUGGGCUCAGGGGUCUGCUUUCCUCUCCUUAUACUGGGAAGCUUGUCUACUAUCUAAUGGAUAAAGGGUUGUUUGGAAGACUAAGCCCUCUCAACCCCCCACCCUGUUUUAAGGAAAACCCGCAGGAGCAGCGGGUAAGGGAGGCAGAACUAGGAAGUCCAGAAGUGACCGAGGCCGAGCAGCCACAGGAACCAGAACCACAACCAAGUGGACCAGCGGCGUCCAACCCUACGACCCCGUCACAUCCGGCAGCCCUGGAACAAGAGCCAGAACCAGGAACCCCUACUGAGACACCCAAGACCACAAGGCAUACGUAGGUGACCGGCAUAUCUCAACGAGUAGGAAUGCUAACCUUCUGGGCGCAACAGGAACGUAGAGGGGAGGGGGCUUAUGUACUAAGCUUGGAUCCUAGAACAAUAGGCAAGUAGGAUCCUAAAAUGCAACAACUGAUUGGCCUGCAGGGAAAGACCAAUCAGGCUCCAUGAAGUAGUUAAUCAGCCUAUUAGGCUGGUAGGAUCCUAGAAUGCAACAACCGAUUGGCCUGCAGGAAAAGACCAAUCAGGCUCCAGGAGGGAAGCAGAAUCAGCCAAUCAGACGGGACUAAUUCUGUAAAUAAUGUAUAUAACAGCCUGAGGGUUGGGGGCAAUUAAAUCACUGUUUUACAAGCUGCAAUAAAGAGCAUGAAAUCAC
Messenger RNA from Podarcis raffonei (Aeolian wall lizard), 5953 nucleotides. Its product is annotated as zinc finger protein 883-like. The record is from RefSeq and is a predicted model, not a curated record. The transcript is spliced from 6 exons. Lineage: Eukaryota; Metazoa; Chordata; Lepidosauria; Squamata; Lacertidae. Gene Ontology annotation, molecular function: RNA polymerase II cis-regulatory region sequence-specific DNA binding; DNA-binding transcription factor activity, RNA polymerase II-specific. Gene Ontology annotation, biological process: regulation of transcription by RNA polymerase II. Bases 97 to 2709 code for a protein of 870 amino acids.